GAUAGCAAGGUUAAAGUAAAAACAUAUUCCAAAGAUACACUAAAAUGCUUGAGAAUAUGCCAUCCCCUGCAUUGUGGUUUUAGGGCAUGGCCGCGAGAGCAAGAGGCUUGGUGAGUAGAAGAAGACUCUCCUCUCUCUGGCGAUCCGAUAUUUCAUCCCACCGUAGUGUGUCCAGUGGUGCGGCAGCGAUACAAAGAUCAUUCACGCGCGUGGCAUUCGAUUAUCGCGCACCGGCGUCGGCGGCGCUGCGCGCUCCUCCCAGAUUCUCAUAUGGCCAUCGACGGAGCUUGUUCAUCCAGGUCCAGACUACUCCCAAUCCCGCGUCGCUGAUUUUCUCGCCCGGGAAGCCGGUCAUGGAGAUUGGCAGCUCGGAUUUCCCCAAUGCCAGGACGGCCAUGAAAUCUCCUCUCGCCAAGUCGUUAUUUGGCAUCGAUGGAGUUACUCGGGUGUUUUUCGGAUCGGACUUCGUGACGGUGACGAAGUCGGAUGAUACGGAGUGGGACGUGCUCAAGCCGGAGGUCUUUGCAGCGAUCAUGGAUUUUUACGCCUCUGGACAGCCACUCUUCUACUCUGCGCAAGUAGAAGCGCCUAAAGACACGGCGAUCGAAGAGGGAGACGAUGAAACCGUGGUGAUGAUCAAAGAGCUCCUCGAGACGCGAAUACGUCCGGCUGUCAAGGACGAUGGCGGUGACAUUGAGUACCGUGGAUUCGACAGGGAGUCCGGGAUCGUGGAGCUUAAGAUGCAAGGUGCUUGCAGUGGCUGUCCAAGCUCGGCCGUGACGCUUAAGUCUGGAAUCGAAAACAUGCUCAUGCAUUACGUUCCAGAGGUGAAGGGGGUGAAAGAAGUGAAAGACGACGACGAAGAAGAGAAAGCCGAAGGAGCUUAACAAACGAAAGAGCAAAAUUUAUAGACACAGUUUUGACACUCUGGUAGAUGUUGGGUAAAAAAUAAAAAAACCAUUGUGAAAAAAUAACACAAUCAUAGUGAAAAUAUCACAAACAUUGUUAAGGAUA
Molecule: messenger RNA, 1014 nt
Organism: Selaginella moellendorffii
Lineage: Eukaryota; Viridiplantae; Streptophyta; Lycopodiopsida; Selaginellales; Selaginellaceae
Product: nifU-like protein 4, mitochondrial
Exons: 6
Coding region: 87-887 (266 amino acids)
Biological process (GO): iron-sulfur cluster assembly
Cellular component (GO): mitochondrion
Molecular function (GO): iron ion binding; iron-sulfur cluster binding
Source: RefSeq, a predicted model, not a curated record